CUCCGGAAGGUCAGAGAGUUCGCACUCCUACUCGCCCGCCCGCAGCUCGGUCCACCCCGGUCCAGCCACAAUGUCCAUCCACUUCGGCUCCCAGCUCUUCAGCUCGCGGUCCGCCUCUUUCCCGGGGCGCAGCGCCCAGGUGCGCUUGAGCGCGGCGCGCCCGGUGGGCUUCAGCAGCAGCCUCUACGGCCUGGGGGCCUCGGGGCCGCGCGUAGCCGUGCGCUCAGCCUAUGGGGGCCCAGUGGGCGCCGGCAUCCGCGAGGUCACCAUCAAUCAGAGCCUGCUGGCCCCAGUGCGGGUGGACAUCGACCCAUCCAUCCAGCAGUUGCGCCAGGAGGAGCACGAGCAGAUCAAGACCCUCAACAACAAGUUCGCUUCCUUCAUCGACAAGGUGCAGUUCCUAGAGCAGCAGAACAAGCUUCUGGAGACUAAGUGGGCGCUGCUGCAGGAGCAGAAGUCGGCCAAGAGCAGCUGCCUCCCGAGUAUCUUUGAGGCCCAGAUUUCUGGCCUGCGGCGGCAGCUGGACACACUGCAGGCCGACAGGGGGCGCCUGGAGACGGAGCUGCGGACCAUGCAGGACGUGGUGGAUGACGUCAAGAAUAAGUUUGAAGAUGAAAUCAACCGGCGUGCAGCUGCUGAGAAUGAGUUUGUGGUGCUGAAGAAGGACGUGGACGCCGCCUACACGAACAAGGUGGAGCUGGAGGCCAAGGUGGACGCCCUGACUGACGAGAUCAACUUCCUGAAGAAUAUCUAUGAGAUGGAGCUGAUGGAGCUGCAGGCCCAGAUCUUGGACACGUCCGUGGUCCUCUCCAUGGACAACAGCCGCUCCCUGGACCUGGAUGGCAUCAUCGCCGAGGUCAAGGCCCAGUACGAGGACAUCGCUAACCGCAGCCGGGCUGAGGCCGAGAGCAUGUACCAGACCAAGUUUGAGACCCUCCAGGCACAGGCUGGGAAGCAUGGGGACGACCUCCGGAACACCCGAAAUGAGAUUGCAGAGAUGAACCGGAUCAUCCAGAGGAAGCAGUCUGAGAUUGAUAACAUCAAGAACCAGCGUGCCAAGCUGGAGGCUGCCAUUGCCGAGGCCGAGGAGCAUGGGGAGCUGGCCCUCAAGGAUGCACACGCCAAGCAGGAGGAGCUGGAGGCCGCCCUGCAGCGUGCCAAGCAGGACAUGGUGCAGCAGCUGCGCGAGUACCAGGAGCUGAUGAACACCAAGCUGGCCCUGGACGUGGAGAUCGCCACCUACCGCAAGCUGCUGGAGGGCGAGGAGAGCCGGUUGGCUGGAGAUGGAGUGGGAGCCGUGAACAUCGCAACGGUGAAUUCCACUGGUGGCCGUGGCAGUGGGCUGGUCCUCGGGGGAACCAUGGGCAGCAAUGCCUUGAGUUUCUCUAGCAGCGGGGGCCCCGGGGCCCUGAAGGCCUAUUCCAUCAGGACCACAUCUGCCACCCACAGGAGUGGCCGCAACUGAGCCCCAGGUGUGGGAGACCCCCAUCCUCCUUCUUUCCCCCAGCCGCAGGAGGACGCCUAUUUUCUGGUCCCAAGGCUGCCAAAUGUCUGAAAAGUGCUGUCACUGUAGCCUCCAAUAAAGCAGCCUCUUUCUGAGGCCCAGGUGAACUCCG
This is a messenger RNA of Choloepus didactylus (southern two-toed sloth), 1616 nucleotides long. RefSeq names its product keratin 7 (gene KRT7). The coding region runs from base 71 to 1465 and encodes 464 amino acids. Lineage: Eukaryota; Metazoa; Chordata; Mammalia; Pilosa; Megalonychidae. The record is from RefSeq and is a predicted model, not a curated record. The transcript has 9 exons. Gene Ontology annotation, cellular component: keratin filament. Gene Ontology annotation, biological process: intermediate filament organization; keratinization. Gene Ontology annotation, molecular function: structural constituent of skin epidermis.